AAUAAAGACAAAUACUGAACAAUCUGUUGCCGAUCUACAGAAAUUGGAUGUUGUUAGCAAUGCCCCGCCAAGAAGAGUUGAUGCGGGACAGCUUGAAGUUCCCCAAGAGACCACGAUAGCCCAGCUAGACGAAAUCGACUCCAGAACGGCCGCAAAAAUUGCCGGCAUCCAACGACGCAGAAAACGCCGGCGGUGGAAAUUUAGAAGCAAGCAAGCAGCCAAGCGCCUUUUGAAGAAUGAACACGUGCCCAAGCCCCCUGACGAACCUCGUCCUUUUCCAAUGGACAAGAAAACGGAGGGCAUCACGUUAAAAAAACGUAGUGACGCCGCCAGUGUGUUGGAGAGGUUAGACCUUCUAGUAAAGCUAUGCGAGGCCCGCGGCGGAGAUACGGCGACACUAGCCGAGAAGCUGGCGUCCAUGCGCACUGUAUGGCAACGGGUGCAGCAGGAGAGUACAAGUGGCAAAAUCAACAAGUCCAAGUCGCCAUUGAUAGAGACCCAAUGGGACGUUGUGUUCUUUGGCAAACCCUCAUCUUGUCAGAAUCGACGGCUAAAUAAACCAGAGUUUCUCAUGCGGCGUUCCAUCUGGGAUUCUUAUAUAACUCAUGGAAAACGAGGCUCCUGUAUACCUCGCGGAUGGGUGCUGCCAACCCAAGAGCCGACCAGUGAGUGGGUAGAGUACAGAGCUAAAUAA
Messenger RNA from Drosophila persimilis, 694 nucleotides. RefSeq lists its product as uncharacterized. Lineage: Eukaryota; Metazoa; Arthropoda; Insecta; Diptera; Drosophilidae. The record is from RefSeq and is a predicted model, not a curated record. The coding region runs from base 281 to 694 and encodes 137 amino acids. The transcript is spliced from 2 exons.